Molecule: messenger RNA, 1631 nt
Organism: Penicillium mononematosum
Lineage: Eukaryota; Fungi; Ascomycota; Eurotiomycetes; Eurotiales; Aspergillaceae
Exons: 6
Coding region: 1-1611 (536 amino acids)
Molecular function (GO): NADH dehydrogenase activity
Source: RefSeq, a predicted model, not a curated record
AUGGCUGGCAAUACGCUAGCAAUUCGCAAGAUGGCUCCGUCCAUCAUGCAGCUGUCGUCGAUGACGCGCAGAUCCAUGUCGACAUCGCAGCUGGCCCUUCGCGCAAAGCCGAUGCGGUCGACCAAGCCUAAGAAGCGUUUCAGAGCUCUGCGUUGGGCCUGGCGGUUGACCUGGCUCUCUGCCAUCGGUCUUACCGGCACUGUCGCAUACAGCAUCUUCGAGCUCCGUCAACCCCCGGAGCAGAUCACUCCUGACCCAUCAAAGAAGACCCUGGUCAUUCUCGGAACUGGCUGGGGCUCCGUUUCCCUCCUGAAGAAGAUUGACACCGAGAACUACAACGUUAUCGUCGUCUCCCCCCACCGCUCUAUCAUGGAACCUAUCCGAAACAUCCUGCGCCACAAGAAGGCCAGUGUUCAGUUCUACGAAGCCGAAGCUACCAAGAUUGACUACGAGAAGCGGAUUGUGUACAUCAGUGAUGAUUCCGAAAUCAAGGGUGAUAUCUCGCACACCGAGGUUCCCUUCGACAUGCUUGUGAUCGGUGUUGGUGCCGAGAACGCGACUUUUGGUAUUCCCGGUGUUCGUGAGAACUCCUGCUUCCUGAAGGAAGUCGGUGACGCCCAGCACAUUCGUAAGCGUAUUAUGGACUGUAUCGAGACCGCCUGUUUCAAGGACCAGACCGAGGACGAGGUCAAGCGUCUGCUGCACAUGGUUGUGGUGGGCGGUGGCCCCACUGGUGUUGAAUUCGCCGGUGAACUGAAGGACUUCUUCAACGAUGACUUGAAGAAGUGGAUUCCCGAAAUCAAGGACAACUUCCACGUCACUCUCGUCGAGGCUCUGCCCAAUGUUCUUCCCAUGUUCUCCAAGCAACUCAUUGACUACACCGAAUCGACCUUCAAGGAGGAGGAGAUCUCCAUCCGCACCAAGACCAUGGUCAAGAAUGUUACCGACAAGUACAUCCAGGCUGAGGUGACCAAGCCCGACGGAUCCAAGGAGCUUGAGACUAUCCCCUACGGUCUUCUCGUCUGGGCCACCGGUAACGCCAUCCGCCCCGUCGUCCGUGACCUGAUGUCCCAGAUCCCCGCUCAGGCCGAGUCCCGCCGCGGUCUUGCUGUCAACGAAUACCUCGUCGUGAAUGGUACCGAUAACGUCUGGGCCGUCGGCGACUGCGCCAUUGCCAACUACGCCCCCACCGCUCAGGUUGCUAGCCAGGAGGGUGCCUUCUUGGGCCGCCUCUUCAACACCAUGGCCAAGGCCGAGGCUCUCGAGAAGGAGUUGGAGACUCUCUCUGAGCGCCAGUCCCAGGCCAAGGCCGCUGAGGAGCGCAACCAGAUCUUCGACGAGAUCCGUGAGCGCCAGAAGCAGCUCCGCCGUAACAAGCAGAUCGGUCCCUUCCAGUACUCGCACCAGGGUUCCUUGGCCUACAUUGGUAAGGAGCGCGCCGUGGCCGAUAUCAGCUGGCUGAGCGGCAACAUCGCCAGCGGUGGUACUAUGACCUACCUGUUCUGGCGCAGUGCCUACCUGAGCAUGUGCUUCAGCACUCGCAACCGUGUCCUUGUCUGCGUCGACUGGGUCAAGGCUCGUCUCUUCGGCCGUGACGUCUCCCGGGAGUAAACAUCUGCACCCAGUUUCGA